This is a messenger RNA of Equus quagga, 2792 nucleotides long. It is a transcript of the gene TTC39C, whose product is annotated as tetratricopeptide repeat domain 39C. The coding region runs from base 358 to 2103 and encodes 581 amino acids. Gene Ontology annotation, biological process: cilium assembly; otolith morphogenesis. Gene Ontology annotation, molecular function: protein binding. The record is from RefSeq and is a predicted model, not a curated record. Lineage: Eukaryota; Metazoa; Chordata; Mammalia; Perissodactyla; Equidae. The transcript has 14 exons.
GGACCGGGCGCUGGGGCUGCAGGAAGCGGGGGUGGCGGCCGCUCGGGCCCCGGCUCCGCGGGGUUAGAGACACCCGGAAACGGAUUCGCUUCGGUGCCCGCGCGAGCCGCGUGUCUCGGAGGGAGCGGGAGGAGCGGCGGGCGGCUGCUGAGUAAUCCCCCGCGGCGGCGGCGGCGGGCGGCGGCCUGGGCGCGCACAUCCCCCGCGCCGCAGCCGGUCGCGGCUCCUCCCUCCCCGCCCCGCCCCGCCGCCCGCCCCGCGGCGCUCCGGACAGGUAGCGGCGGGCUCCGGGCGCGCGCCGGGCCGCAGCAGCUGCUCCCGACCUCGCCUCGGCCCUGCGCAGAGCCUCGCGCGCCCAUGGCCGGCUCGGAGCAGCAGCGGCCGCGGCGGCGGGAUGACGGAGACGCGGCGGCGGCGGCGGCGGCGCCCCUGCAGGACGCGGAGCUGGCCCUGGCCGGCAUCAACAUGCUGCUCAACAACGGCUUCAGGGAGUCGGACCAGCUUUUCAAACAAUACAGAAAUCAUAGCCCGUUAAUGAGUUUUGGAGCCAGCUUUGUCAGUUUUUUGAAUGCCAUGAUGACAUUUGAGGAAGAAAAAAUGCAGUUGGCGUGUGAUGACUUAAAAACUACAGAAAAGCUAUGUGAAAGUGAAGAGGCUGGAGUAAUUGAAACAAUCAAGAACAAAAUUAAGAAGAAUGUUGAUGUCCGAAAAUCCGCCCCCUCUAUGGUUGACCGGCUCCAGAGGCAGAUAAUCAUAGCCGACUGUCAAGUUUACUUGGCUGUGCUCUCGUUCGUAAAACAAGAAUUAUCAGCAUAUAUAAAAGGUGGGUGGAUCCUUAGGAAAGCCUGGAAGAUUUACAAUAAAUGCUAUCUGGACAUCAAUGCCCUCCAGGAGCUGUAUCAGAAGAAGCUAACUGAAGAGCCCUUGACUUCUGACGCUGCAAAUGAUAAUCACAUUGUGGCUGAAGGGGUGUCUGAGGAGUCUCUAAACAGACUGAAAGGUGCUGUGAGCUUUGGAUAUGGCCUUUUUCACCUUUGCAUAUCCAUGGUGCCCCCAAACCUGCUCAAAAUCAUCAACCUGCUGGGUUUUCCUGGAGACCGCCUACAGGGGCUUUCUUCACUGAUGUAUGCAAGCGAAAGUAAGGACAUGAAGGCCCCUUUAGCUACACUAGCUCUGCUGUGGUAUCAUACUGUAGUCCGCCCGUUCUUUGCCUUGGAUGGCAGUGAUAACAAAGCAGGCCUGGAUGAAGCAAAGGAAAUUCUUCUCAGAAAAGAAGCUGCUUAUCCAAAUUCUUCCCUCUUUAUGUUUUUCAAGGGACGCAUACAACGAUUAGAGUGUCAAAUCAACAGUGCCUUGACUUCCUUCCACACUGCUUUGGAACUUGCAGUCGAUCAGAGAGAAAUCCAGCAUGUCUGUCUCUAUGAAAUCGGUUGGUGCAGCAUGAUAGAGCUGAAUUUCAAGGAUGCAUUUGAUUCCUUUGAGAGGCUAAAAAAUGAGUCCCGGUGGUCACAGUGCUAUUAUGCCUAUUUAACUGCGGUUUGUCAAGGAGCCACUGGUGAUGUGGAUGGGGCACAGAUUGUCUUUAAAGAAGUUCAGAAACUCUUCAAGAGGAAAAACAAUCAGAUUGAACAGUUCUCAGUGAAAAAGGCGGAGCGGUUUCGGAAACAAACCCCCAGCACAGGGCUGUGUGUGCUGGCGUCCAUUGAAGUGCUGUACCUGUGGAAAGCCCUUCCCAACUGUUCCUUCCCCAACCUCCAGAGGAUGAGUCAAGCUUGCCAUGCAGUGGACGAUUCAUCUGUCAUUGGAUUAAAGUAUUUGCUUCUUGGUGCCAUACACAAAUGUCUAGGAAACUCAGAAGACGCUGUUCAGUUCUUUCAGCGAGCUGUUAAAGAUGAGCUGUCUCGUCAGAGUAACUUGUAUGUUCAGCCAUAUGCUUGCUAUGAACUUGGCUGUCUUCUAUUAGACAAACCAGAGACUGUAGCAAGAGGCAGAACUCUACUUCUUCAGGCAAAGGAGGAUUUCUCUGGCUACGACUUCGAAAACAGACUGCAUGUCCGCAUCCAUGCUGCUCUGGCCUCUCUGAGGGAGCUGGUUCCUCAGUGACAGACCCGGAGUUCCCGCUCUGUCCCUCCGCACCCAGGUUCUGCACUUUAAAGUAAAAGCAGAGGACACGGCUCUUAGGAAGAUCAGCUUUUCUUCUGAAAACCGCCCGUGCCAGGGACACACUUUCCCAGUUAGGCUGACAUAUUCAAGAUCUCCUCUUUUAAACAUAUAGCUAAAAAGUAAAAAUAAUGAUGUUAAUAGUGAUACUAACUAACCACCUGGGGAGAGGGGUAAGUGACCUUGUUCAAACAUUUUAGUUUUGUGAUUUAUUAUUUUUAAAAUAAAAUCAAACUGAAUAUUCAACCUGUGAUCUUGUAGGAAUGCCUACGUUAAGCACAUAUCUGACUGGGAAACACUAAGAGGUCCCUGUAAAAUUAUUAACAAUAUCAUGACAUAGCAUUUAUAUUGUGUUUUGAAAAAAUAAAAGUGCUUUCUAGUGUUUUACUUUAUCCUCAGACUAUUCCUGUGAAUAAUAUAGCACAGAUAUUCUUAUCUCCAUUGUCCGGAUAAUGAAACUCAGGCACAAAAAGGCUAAUUGACUUAUCCCAGGUAAUUAUUCCUUUUAUCAGUGGAGCGAUGAAUAGAAUGCAGAUCUCCUGACUGUGGACCGAAUAUUCUUUUAUUGUAAAAAAUAUAUGUUAAUAACCCAGAAUUCCAUGUUUUCCUUAUUAAAAAGCAAAUGCUCUUCA